AUGGGUGAAGACAAAGCUCCUCUCCCCAUUGGGUUUGCGGUGUUCUCGGUUCAUUUGACCACCAUCCCCAUCACAGGAACAGGCAUAAAUCCGGCCAGGAGUCUUGGAGCUGCCAUCGCCUUCAACAGAGACCAUGCAUGGGAUGACCACUGGAUCUUCUGGGUAGGACCCUUCAUUGGAGCUGCUCUGGCUGCCCUUUACCACCAGAUUGUUGUCAGAGCCCUUCCUUUCACAUCCAGGGCCUAAUCAGUUUGCUGCAUCUUUGUUUAUCAUCCAACUUGUCUCGUUUUUUCACCCUUUUUUCCUUCACUUUGUUGUUGUGUUCUGUUGUUAUCUUGAUGUGGACUUGGUUCUCAGGUGUUGAUUGUGUUUGUAAAUUAUCUGUAUGUAAGCCUGUGGCGGCUUAUGAAUGAAACUAGUUUAAGCUACUAGUUACUUUCA
Messenger RNA from Rhododendron vialii, 441 nucleotides. Its product is annotated as aquaporin PIP1-3-like. Gene Ontology annotation, cellular component: plasmodesma; vacuole; plasma membrane. Bases 1 to 246 code for a protein of 81 amino acids. The transcript has 3 exons. The record is from RefSeq and is a predicted model, not a curated record. Gene Ontology annotation, molecular function: water channel activity. Lineage: Eukaryota; Viridiplantae; Streptophyta; Magnoliopsida; Ericales; Ericaceae. Gene Ontology annotation, biological process: response to water deprivation; transmembrane transport.